Messenger RNA from Grus americana (Whooping crane), 4287 nucleotides. RefSeq names its product RAB31, member RAS oncogene family (gene RAB31). Lineage: Eukaryota; Metazoa; Chordata; Aves; Gruiformes; Gruidae. The transcript has 7 exons. The record is from RefSeq and is a predicted model, not a curated record. Gene Ontology annotation, molecular function: GTPase activity; GTP binding. The coding region runs from base 75 to 662 and encodes 195 amino acids.
GUGUGUGUGGGGGGCGGGUAGUGCGGAGCGGCGGCGGAGUGCCGGGGGAUGCGGAGCGGCCGGGCCCCGGGCAGAUGAUGGCGAUACGCGAGCUGAAAGUGUGUCUGCUUGGAGAUACUGGGGUAGGGAAAUCGAGCAUCGUUUGUCGAUUUGUCCAGGACCACUUUGAUCACAACAUUAGUCCUACUAUUGGAGCAUCCUUCAUGACUAAAACUGUGCCUUGUGGGAAUGAGCUUCAUAAAUUUCUAAUCUGGGACACAGCUGGUCAGGAACGGUUUCAUUCCUUGGCUCCAAUGUACUACCGAGGUUCAGCAGCGGCUGUGAUAGUUUACGAUAUCACUAAACAGGAUUCAUUUCAUACUUUGAAGAAAUGGGUGAAGGAACUAAAAGAACAUGGUCCUGAAAACAUUGUAAUGGCUAUCGCUGGAAACAAGUGUGAUCUUUCUGAUAUCAGGGAGGUUCCUAUGAAGGAUGCCAAAGAAUAUGCAGAAUCUAUAGGUGCAAUUGUUGUUGAAACCAGUGCAAAGAACGCUGUUAACAUUGAAGAACUUUUUCAAGGAAUAAGUCGGCAAAUUCCACCUUUAGAUCCUCAUGAAAAUGGUAACAAUGGAGCAAUCAAACUUGGAAAGCAGACUUCACAGACGGGUAGGCGGUGCUGCUGACCCAACUUGAUCUUUUUAGAUUUACUUGAAAAACAGCACCAUUUGCUUUUUCACUGAGAAAGGACUUUGUGAUCUCAGUGACGUGGCUCCUUAUCUUGAAAGCAGUAAUUCCAAUACUUCCCAUGAGCAAUAAUGCAAGGACCAGAAGCAGAAAGCUUUACUUCAAAGGGAUUUUGCAAAACUGAGUUGGAAAAUCCUCUCUAAUAUCCUGUCAAAAUUACAAUGUCAAAGUACUCCGAUUCUCUGUUUAAGCCAGUGACUGUUCUUUUUUUUUUAAUAAAAAGAUCCUUUUAUAUAUAAAUUUUAGAUUUGCUGCAAAAACUCCUCUUCUUACAUUGCAAAGUGGACUUGGCAUGUUUUUAGAGUUUUCUCUCUAAUAAUAGGGUGGAAAAAACCCAUAAAACCUGAAUUUUGGCUUACAGUUUCUUUGCCAUCUUUCUAGCUGGACUCUGCUUCUGUAUUUUUCUAAAUCUGUAGGUUCAUCUCAUACUUUCAGCAAACAUCAGCAAGAAAUGGACUGAAUUUGCUAACCAGAAAAAAAAAAUAGAUCCAAAGGAUGAGCAAGUGCAGUUUUUUACAGGCUAGACGUUAAAAUCUGUGUCAGGAGGUGCUGUGUAUGUGAAAGAAGGAGUCGUCAUGAAGGAGACUGCUGGACCCCACGCAGUUCCUAGUCUGCUCCAGAAAGAAGUGAAGACGCAGCUACUGUGCUUUGCCUGGAUGGAUUCCCUUUCCAGGGUGUAGGCUUCAUUAAUUACUGAAAUUGUAAAAAGAACAUGAAUGCCAGCUUAAUCUCCACUAUUUAUCGAGUUUCCUCCAAAUCUGUGCCUCAGACCAUAGUUGUCUCUGCUCGAAGAUGCAACUUCCCUGGUUUCUUUAAGAGAGUGCCACACUGCCCCGGUCCUUCGUGGACUCAUUGCAGCACUCAAGGAAGUCGUCAAGUUAGAAGAACGAUAUUUCUGUACAAAAACAGCUUAAGAGAGCACAGUAUAAUUUGGGGUUAAAGGCUGGAAUCUAAUAAACCAGGGCGUUUAUUUACAAAUGCAAUUCUGUGAAUUUGUGGAGUGGUCUCCUCACCCACGUGGGGAGGCAGUGUAGAAGACCCACUGCGGGAUACCUUUGAAGCUUGAUGCACUUGAAAGUACAAUGUAGAAAAAAAUAUCCAAUAAGUGGUUAGGAUCUAGAAAAAAUGUAAAACUGUAUGUGUUCUCCACUUCCAUCUUUCAUGAAUGUAUGUGACUGAGAUGAUAAAAUAUGAAUUUCUUCUCUUCAUCAAUUUCAUUGGAAAUGGGAACUAGGGUAAGAAUGCAGGCAUCAAAACCAAAGCCCUGCUCGCAUUCCACAACAUUAAUUUGUUCUCUUAUGAGGAAAAUUAACCUCACUGCGCAUUUGGUGGGAGACUUAUGAAAGGCAAACAAAAGGGAAAAUCAAAUUUCCACAGUAAAUCAUGAACAGACAGGCUAGAGCUGGGUUUCCGUGUUUAAACAUAAAAAACCAGACCUUAUUCAUUGGUUGUGAGAUUGCUUCGAUAAAAUGGCACUAAUUAUUAGGGCUUGAAUCAGAGCCAGAUGAAAUCAAUGGGAACGUUUCUUUGUCUUCAGAGGGCUUGAACUAGUUAUAGGUGGGAAGUGUCCCGCUGGAUUUUAUCUAAGAAUCUAAACUGCAUUGUUUCAUAGAAUCAUAUAAUGGUUUGGGUUGGAAGGCACUUUCAAAGGUCAUCUAGUCCAACUCCCCCUGCUGUGGACAGGAACAUCUUUCACUAGACCAGGUUGCCCAAAGCCCCAUCCAGCCUGGCCUUGAACACUUCCAGGGAGGGGGCAUCAUCCACAACUUCUGUGGGCAACCUCUCCCAGUGCCUCACCACCCUCACAGUAAAGAAUUCCUAAUAUCUAAUCUAAAUCUACCCUCCUUCAGCUUAAGGCCAUUACCCCUUGUCCUGUCACUACACUCCCUGAUAAACAGUCCCUCUCCUGCUUUCCUGUAGGCCCCUUCAGGUACUGGAAGGUGCUAUAAGGUCUCCCCGGAGCCUUCUCUUCUCCAGGCUGAACAACCCCAACCCUCUCAGUGUGUCCUCACAGGAGAGGUGCUCCAGCCCUCUGAUCAUCUUCACGGCCCUCCUCUGGACUCGCUUCAACAGGUCCAUGUCUGUCUUGUACUGGGGAGUCCCUUGAUCUGCUGGUCAUGCUUUUUUUGAUGCAGCCCAGGACACGGUUGGCUUUCUGGGCUGCAAGCGCACGCUGCCGGCUCAUGUUCAGCUUCUCAUCCACCAACACCCCUAAGUCCUUCUUCUCAGGGCUGCUCUCAAUCCAUUCUCUGCCCAACCUGUAGUUGUGCAGGGAUUGCCCUGACCCAUGUGUCAGACCUUGCACUUGGCCUUGUUGAACUUCAUGAGGUUUGCACCUCUCCAGCCUGUCAAGGUCCCUCUGGAUGGCAUCCCUUCCCUCCAGCGUGUCGACCCCACCACACAGCUUGGUGUCGUCGGCAAACUUGCUGAGGGUGCACUCGAUCCCACUGUCCAUGUUGCCGACAAAGAUGUUGAACAGUGCCGGUCCUAGUACCGACCCCUGAGGAACGCCACUUGUCACUGUUCUCCACUUGGACACUGAGCCGUUGACCACAACUCUUUGAGUGCAACCAUCCAGCCAAUUCCUUAUCCACCAAGUGGUCCAUCCACCGAAUCCGUGUCUCUCCGAUUUAGAGACAAGGAUGUUGUCCUGGACAGUGUCAAAUGCCUUGCACAAGUCCAGGUGGAUUAGGUUAGUUGCUCUUCCCUUAUCCACCAACGCUGUAACCCCAUCGUAGAAGGCCACCAAAUUUGUCAGGCACGAUUUGCCCUUAGUGAAGCCAUGUUGGCUGUUAUCAGUCACUUCCUUAUUUUUCAUGUGCCUGAGCAUAUUUUCCAGGAGGACCCACUCCGUGAUUUUGCUGAUCACAAAGGUGAGACUGACCAGCCUGUAGUUCCCUGGAUCUUCCUUUAUUCCCUUUUAAAAAAAACAAUUCACAUAUAAGCCAUUUCUCAGGUAUCUUGGACUCCUUUGAAAGCAAUCAUACUUGAAAAUCCGCCCUUGGAUAAUACACAGAGUCAGACAGCUAUCAUAAGAAAGGAUAUUUUGGGUAAACUUUCAGUUGUCACCUGUGCUGAUAUAUAAUCCAUGUUGCUGCUUCACUGCAGCAACUAUUUUACAGGUAAUCCAGGGUUAUUUAAGUGAAAAUUCAGCAAUCAUCACUAUUAAUAGUUGGGGAGGGAGAGAGGCUCCUUUAGGGAACCCCAUCCUAGCACAAGUGAGUCUGCCAGGGGUGCCUGGUUCUUUCACCUGGCUGUGGAGGGAGAGGUUAACCUGGCCUUCAGCGCUAAAGAAAUAUCAAACUUAGCAACAUCACAGAUUCAUAUAAUUUAUGGGAUCUAUGACUCAAUGCUGCAAGAGAUCUGGUUCUUCCUAAAUAAAACCCAGUAAAAGGCUAGACCUGUUACCAGGAAAACAAGGUGAGAUCAAACCCAUGUUUUUAAAGUGUACUAAAUUUUAGUUCAACAUAUAGUAGUUAUGCAUAACUGAUUUUUAAGCUUUCGUAAAUCUUUGUGGCAUAUUUCCUUUUUUUUGUUUUUUUUUUCUAAUGUGACACCUCAAAA